AUGCCAGUCUACAAUGUUAUGAUCUGCAACAGUAGUGGUGGCCUUAUAUUUUCAUGGUCAUACAAUAAAGACGCUCCUCUGCUCGAUUCAAACGAAGUUAUUAUCAUCGGAUCAACACUUCACUCACUUCAUGCAAUCUCAGUCGCUAUUUCUCCAACACCAAAAUCAUCCGGCUUUACCGAAUUAGAAUGCACAACAUGGAAGGUAUCCGUUCUUCAAACAAUUACUGGCUUAAAGUUUAUGGUGUUUACAGAUACAGGGUUUGUAAAAUCCCAGGAACUCUUAAAGGAAAUCUAUGGAGUUUAUGCGGAUUAUGUUCUCAAGAAUCCAUUCUAUCAUCUUGAUAUGCCUAUUGCAAACUCUUGUCAAAAAUUUGUUACUGAAGUUGCCAGCGUUGUUGACAAAUAUGGUGCUUAA
Molecule: messenger RNA, 417 nt
Organism: Trichomonas vaginalis G3
Lineage: Eukaryota; Parabasalia; Trichomonadida; Trichomonadidae
Product: Rab guanyl-nucleotide exchange factor protein
Exons: 1
Coding region: 1-417 (138 amino acids)
Biological process (GO): endoplasmic reticulum to Golgi vesicle-mediated transport
Cellular component (GO): TRAPP complex
Source: RefSeq, a predicted model, not a curated record